Messenger RNA from Abrus precatorius (Indian licorice), 3311 nucleotides. RefSeq names its product formin-like protein 8. The transcript is spliced from 2 exons. Gene Ontology annotation, molecular function: actin filament binding. Lineage: Eukaryota; Viridiplantae; Streptophyta; Magnoliopsida; Fabales; Fabaceae. Gene Ontology annotation, biological process: actin cytoskeleton organization; actin nucleation. Bases 296 to 2671 code for a protein of 791 amino acids. The record is from RefSeq and is a predicted model, not a curated record.
ACUUCAUGUUUGACAAAGUAAACCUUUCCCUUUCGACCCAGCUGCAUUGCAUGCCCAUUUAUGACUCAAACCAACACCAACUCUUGCAAUGAAAGUACCAAAUCAUCCCUCAACUGUAUGAUCCACUCAAUUCCAGGAAGGCCAACAAGAACUAACCGCUUCCACUCUUUUGAAACUUUCAGCAAACAAAACCAAUAGGUUAAGACAAAGAAGGACAAAACUUGCAAUUAUCAAUGAGCAGAAAAAGUAGGACAGCGUAUUUGUUUUCAGAAUCCUCAUUUCCCCCUCUACUUUGAUGGCUUUGUAUAUGAUGCCUCAAUCAUGGCUUCUUUUGAGCCUUUUUUUCGUUUCAAUACUAACCUGUCAUUGCCAGAUUAACAAUUCUCCUCAGAACAUUGAGACUUUUUUUCCAAAUGAAACUUCAGCUCCAGGACCAGCAACACAACAACCUAAGCCACCACGACCAUCAGAACCAACCCAAAAGCAGGACCAGGGACCAGUGGCUACUCCCAAAAGUACUUCAUCAAAUGGUAAAAUAGCUAAGGCUGUGGCUGCGACUGCAGCAAGCACUAUAGUACUUUGUGGUUUGAUUUUCUUCUUGAUUCAGAGGUGCCUAAGGUCAAGAAGGAGAAAGGAGAUUACUAACACUGCUUCUGGUGGGGACGGCCGUGUUGUGCCUCAGGGAAAUGUGUUUGAGAGAAUUGAUGGAAAUGUCAAGGGACUAAUUGUUGAUGAGGAUGGUUUGGAUGUGAUUUAUUGGAGAAAACUUGAAGGAAAGAACUCCAACAUAGAUCUUCAUAAAGAGGUCGCCAGUAGUCCCAAAAACAAGGAAAAAGAAGAUGAUCAUCAUGAUCUUGAAGAAAAUCAAGUGAAAAAAUCCAAGUCCAUCCAAGAAAUUCCUUUGCUUCGAGGGAAAUCUUCAACUUCCCACUUAAACAUACCUCCAGGAGAUGAUGAACCAUACAAAAUUACAAGAAUUCCCCCUCCACCUUCUGCUUCUACUCUACCUCCUACAAUUCCCAGUCUUCCUGCAUCAGUUGGGGUUGCUAUCAAGGGUGUUCAGAAACCAGACUCUCCAACUGAAUCAUCCACUCCACCCCCUCCUGCUUCACCAUCAACACCACCCUCGACUUCUUUCUCAGCAGUUCCAAAAAUGAGUAGCUCUACACCAGCACGUCCACCUCCUCCAAUGCCAGAGAGAAAGAGUCCAGCAGCACCACCUGCUCCUCCCCCAAUCCCAGCUAGAAUGAGUCCAGCACCACCACCUCCUCCACCAUCAUCAAAAUCACGACCUGCUUCCGUUGAAAUGCCAGUUAUCAAGCAAAGAAACUCUUCAGGGAAAGGCAUGCCAGAUACCAGCAGUGAUCAAGUGAAGCUGAAGCCUUUGCAUUGGGACAAGGUGAAUACUAAUGCUGAUCACUCCAUGGUUUGGGACAAAGUUGAUCGUGGUUCUUUCAGGGUUGAUCAAGAUCUUAUGGAAGCUCUCUUCGGUUAUGUCGCCACCAACCGAAGAUCUCCCAAAGGAAAGAGUCACUCCACCAUUCCAAGGAAGGAUGAAUCAGCUCCAGCGGCAAAAAUUUUCCUCCUUGAUCCCAGAAAAUCACAGAACAUUGCUAUUAUUUUGAAAUCUCUUGCAGUCUCACAGAGCAACAUUCUUGAUGCCCUCAUUGAUGGCAAGGGACUCAAUGCAGACACACUUGAAAAACUGUCUAGAGUUUCCCCCACAGAAGAAGAGCAAUCUCUUAUCCUUGAAUACAAAGGAGACCCGGAAAGACUUGCAGCAGCUGAAUCAUUUCUUCAUCGCAUCCUCAAAGCCGUUCCUUCAGCCUUUAAGCGCUUGAAUGCUAUGCUAUUCAGGUUGAACUAUGAUUAUGAGAUUCAAGAAAUCAAGGAAUCUCUGCAGACAAUUGAACUGGGGUGUAAGGAAAUGAAAAGCAAGGGACUUUUUGUGAAGCUUCUUGAAGCAGUGCUUAAGGCCGGAAACCGAAUGAAUGCAGGAACUGCAAGGGGAAAUGCUCAAGCUUUCAACUUGGCUUCUCUAAGGAAGCUCUCUGAUGUGAAGAGCACCAAUGGAAAAACCACAUUGCUUCACUUUGUGGUUGAAGAAGUAGUCCGUUCUGAGGGAAAACGCAUUGCUCGUAACCACAUUGGGAACUUGAGCCGUAGUAGUAGCAGGAGCAGCAAUGAUAAUGAGAACUAUGAGAGCAAUGCUGCUUCAAAUGAGCAGAUAGCAAGAGAACAUGUAACACUAGGAUUGCCAAUUGUAGGAGGGAUCAGUUCUGAAUUCUCCAAUGUUAAGAAAGCAGCACAAAUAGAUUACAGCAAUUUGGUUGGUUCAAUUUCAGCACUCUCAACCCGGCUAGUUGAAAUUCAAGAACUUGUUUCCAAGUGUGGAAGUGGUGAAGCAGGAUAUUUUGUGAAAGAAAUGGGUGAUUUUAUUGGAAAUGCUAGGGAAGAACUGAAAUUUGUGAGAGACAAGCAAGCAAGUGUAAUGCAGCUUAUCAAGAAAACAACACAAUAUUAUCAAGGAGGAGCUUCAAAAGACACUGCAGAAGACAGUCUUCAACUGUUUGUAAUAGUGAAGGAUUUUCUGGGAAUGGUUGAUCAAACUUGCAUUGAGAUUGCCCGUGAUAUGCAGAAGAGAAAGACUCCCAAGGCAAUUUCUGGGUAGUCAUCAUCAGUGGCACCAGGACAAAUUAGUCUUGAGAUUUUCAGUAACUCUAAAAGUUGCCCAAGUGAUUCAACUUAUGCUGUUGGAUGAGGGGGCCAAAGUCCCUUAAAUAAGAGUUCUGAAAGAUUGGAGUUUUGUUGUUACACUGUUCAAAUUCUUGAGAGUUUGUGAAUGAUCUGGAAUUCAAAGACUAGCUUUACUGAACAUUGGAUGUUCAGAAAUAUUGUGAAAGUAGACUAAGCUUCUAAAAUUCAGGGGCUGAAACAAUCUUUAUGGUGCCAUCAUUUUUCCAGUAUUGAACUUCUAAGUGUACGUGUCAAUAGUUCUUGCGAAAUUUGUAAUUUUUAAUUGUCGUGUAUAUCAUUGUGGAUUCUUUUAGCAUUAACCAGAACUUGCUCGUCUUAGUUUGUAUUUCCUAGUCGUAAAUACUCUUGUAAUUUGUAAUUUUGGAUAAAUGGGAUUUUAUUUAAAAUUUUUCAGAUAUGAUUUCAAAGCAACUGACUUGGCAUGGAUCACAGGUCACAAGGGAACAAGUCAAUGCAAAACAAGAGUUGACUUCAUGAGCCAAUGGAAAUCAUGUCAUCAAUACCGAAAGGUUAUUUUUUUAUUCGCCAAGAUAUUGAAUCAAAUUUGCCACCCA